UGCAAGUCUAUUCAAAUAAGUUCACUUGAAGUUGUAGAGCAAACAACUUUUGGGGCUUGGCCGAGUGGCGGAUGGGCGGCGUGGGAGUGGCCUACAGCGGCCGUGUCCGGUUUUAAACCCACACGUGGUCGGCGUCUUGAGCUCACUUACCAGAAACUUCUGUCCCGAGCGACUCAUGCCACAUAUCGGGCCGCGUCUAUCGCUGCGGGAGCGGACAGGAGCACACUGAGAGCUCAGCAAGCGCCAUGCUGUCUUACCACCUCGACGAGAUGAUGUGCAAGCAAUUACUGAGUCCUGACCUAAGGGAGCAGCACAGUCCACUGUCAUCCCUCAGCUUAGCAAUGAAGACACCAGACCACAUCGGACGUAGCUGCAACACAUCCUUGUCUCUCGACACCAGGCCUCCAGACAAUAUCUAUCUGUCCUCAACUAUUUGGGGCCAGUGGCCAGAAAGCCACCAGGCUUCCCUUCCUCCCAAUUCCAGCCAGUGGCGUAAGCAACGCUUCCAGUCUCAGCGGUCAGUCAGCAUGGUGGAGACCUGCAGUGCCGCAGCAGCAAGUCUAGGCUGGCCUGAUUCAGACGUGAAGGACUGCCAAGAAGGCAUCAACCCCACCAUGCUGAACCCCAGCGUGUCCGUGGGCACUUCUGCCGCUUCCUCCACCUCAACACGCUACAAGACAGAGCUGUGUCGUUCCUUCACAGAGAACGGUAUGUGCAAGUAUGGUGGGAAGUGCCAGUUUGCCCAUGGGCCUGAGGAGCUGCGGGAUCUCAGCAGGCAUCCAAAGUACAAAACUGAACCGUGCCGCACCUUCCACACCAUCGGCUUUUGUCCCUACGGGACCCGCUGCCACUUUGUCCACAACAACGAAGAGGAAAAAAAUCACUUGCCAUGCUCCACUUCAUCCUCUCUAAGCUUUGCACCAUUGUCUCUUCCCUCCACACGCUCCCACAAAGUUCCUCUCAUCAGACAGAGCGUCAGCUUUGCAGGAUUUUCCUCCGCUCCCCAGCAAACCCUUCCUCCUCAUCCUCCCUCUGCCUCUUUCUCACGAGCGGCAUCUGCCUCUCCUCCAUGUGCCGAUAUCACCAAUCUCCUCUCUAAUGUCUUCUUGGAUAUGGACUCUACUCCCUUUGAGGCCUCCCCUGCCCCCCAGUACCAACCCCCCGCUGCUGCAGAUCCACGCUCUCCCUUCCUGCCCUCCCCAGACUCUGGCUGUUCCCCUUCUGGUCUGUCUCCGUCUGCGUCUCCAUCCCUGAGGCAGAGCCCUGGCGCCUCUGCGUUCUUUUCACAGUCGCUCGGCACUAGAUCCCUGUCCUAUGCCUCUCUUUCGGAUCAGGACCAGGAUGGGAGCAGCUCUGCGAGCUCGCUUAGUGGAUUGGAGUCCUGCGGCGGCAUCAAUGACGGAAAACGCCUCGCCGUUUUCAGUCAGCUCUCAGUUCCUGAAGACACUGCUGGGAUCUGCCUUUAGGCUCGACCACAAUACACACACAUUUUAACACGGGGGCCCACACAUACCAAAAUUCUCCCCUGACUUCCAUAUAAAUGUUUUAUUAAGUGCCAUUUUCCAGAAAGGUCUUCCUAAGGACUACAAAAACAUUGCUAAAAGAUAAAUGAAGCUGAAGUGCUAGGAGUCUCACUGAGAUUAAUGUGCAUGUGUCGAAGCCAAAGACCUUACAUUUCGUUGUUAAAUGUUGAGUAUGGCGGAAUCGGGACCACCAUGUGGCCUAAUGUUUAAGAAGCACUGUACUGUAUUGUUUUAUAAGCUGCUCUUUCCGCCUAAUUGUGCAGUCCGAGGUCAUGGUGCGGUCACUGGCCUCAGAUCAGAGGCCUUAAAGCUUGUUGUGUUUUUAAACAACUUGAAAGUACCUGUAGUGUUGCAGGUCACAUUGAACGCUUUGCUAGUUUGUCCUAGAAAGGUGUUAUGAUGGAGUCUUUUUUUGGGGUGGGGGUCCUUAAGUCAAAAGUGUUGCUCCUCUGUGUAGUUUAUUAAUGAUAAAAAAAAGUACAAAUGUCAAUUACAUUAAAAAUUAAUUCCUAAAUCAGAUGAUACUUCAAUGUUGGAUUACGGAUUCUGUUUGCUGACAGUGGUAAACAACAGGAAUAGAGCAUUGAGUUAACCAGGCGGAAAGGCACAACUUUCUUUUAACUAGAUGCCUUCAAGUUAGAUAGUUUCCGAUAGGCCAAUAAAGCGGGAGAUGCAAUACUUUUGGCUUGAAAUAUUGAUCAGGAACAUUCCCAGAAUUUUUUUUUUUAUUAUUAUUAUUAUUCGGUCUGGCGCACUGUUGUUUGAUGAGCACAUCCAUCAUCUUGUUUUCUCUCAUCCAGUGUUAAUUCUUGCUGUUCUGGCUUCAUAUGUUGUAAAGAGUGUGUAGCGUUUGCUCGACUUGAGUUACAUCUGGCGCGCUGUGGCCGUAUUAAACUUAAGCUAAACCUUUUAGAAAUGUUACCAGCUUCUUUGUGUGUUAAAUGUAGUUAGAUGACCACAUCUUGUUGCGCUAUUUAAAAGGGCCUUUUCAUCAACAUGUUUUGAGGCCUGUUUAGGGUUGUAGGUGAUAUUCUUUAGUAAAUUAAGUAGUUUAAUUUAUUUUAACCUAUUUAUA
This is a messenger RNA of Phycodurus eques (leafy seadragon), 2598 nucleotides long. RefSeq lists its product as uncharacterized. The record is from RefSeq and is a predicted model, not a curated record. Lineage: Eukaryota; Metazoa; Chordata; Actinopteri; Syngnathiformes; Syngnathidae. The coding region runs from base 246 to 1466 and encodes 406 amino acids. Gene Ontology annotation, molecular function: metal ion binding; mRNA binding. The transcript is spliced from 2 exons.